AUCAUCAGAUCUACUCAUCUCCUCUUACAAAGAAAAAAAAAUCUUUAUUAAAAUGAAAUUCGCUUUGGUUUUCGCCGCCAUCCUGGCUGUCUCUGCCGCCCAAUUCGACCAGUACGGUCGCUACAAGCCCGCUCCUGCCCCCAAGCCCGCAGUGGUUGCCAGCCGUGUCGUCAACAGUGACAAAGCCGCCAACGUCCUCCGUUACGACAACAACAUCAACCCUGACGGCAGCUACAGCUACGCUCUCGAAAUCGACAACGGUAUCGCUGCUGCCGCUCAAGGAUCCCCCAAGGACUUCGGUGGAAACCCCCCUGUAGUCCCAGUUGUCUCCCAGGGAUCUUUCUCAUGGACCUCUCCUGAGGGCAAACCCAUCGUCAUCACCUACAUCGCUGACGAGAACGGAUACCAACCCUCUGGUGACGCUCUCCCCCAGGCCCCCGCAAUCCCUGAUGCCAUCCUCAAGUCCCUCGAGUACAUCGCCAAGGUCCAGAAGAAGUAAACGACAAAUAAAUUAGUUUAACCAAUUUAAAUCAACCACUAGACACGAUUUCAUAACCUUUUGUAAAUAGGUGCAUUUCGUACAUCAUUAUCAUUUAUAUUAUUACUGAAUAGUCAAAACGGUGCCUAUAUCGCUCAUAAGCAGGACGUGAUAUUUAAAUUGGACAUAAAUUAUUAUUUAUAAUGUAAUGAUUUAAAAAUUAAGAACAUGGCAUUCCGAAUGGUUUCCGUGAUUAAAAAAAUUUG
Molecule: messenger RNA, 744 nt
Organism: Spodoptera litura
Lineage: Eukaryota; Metazoa; Arthropoda; Insecta; Lepidoptera; Noctuidae
Product: larval cuticle protein LCP-22-like
Cellular component (GO): chitin-based extracellular matrix
Molecular function (GO): structural constituent of chitin-based larval cuticle
Source: RefSeq, a predicted model, not a curated record